Perkinsus marinus ATCC 50983 is the source of this 495-nucleotide messenger RNA. RefSeq lists its product as hypothetical. Bases 1 to 495 code for a protein of 164 amino acids. Lineage: Eukaryota; Perkinsozoa; Perkinsida; Perkinsidae. The transcript has 6 exons. The record is from RefSeq and is a predicted model, not a curated record.
AUGAUCGGCGUCCAGGGUCAGCAGGGCGUCUCAGCAGUGUAUGCAUCCCCGCAACAACCGCAACAGGUCGGCAUUGAUGUCAAUGGCGAUGGUCGGCCGGAUAUCAUGGUGCCGGUUGGAGCCCAGGUGAUUCUGCAGCAUCAGCAACAACAACAACAUUAUCAACCACAGCCGCAAUACGUGGUUUAUCAACAGCAGGCGGCAACGGUACCGAUUGUGGCCCCUCAAGUGCAGAUAUCGAAUCAGUCGCCUUACAGCCAGUCACAGCCUGUCUAUGCUAACCCAUACGCCCAGUCUCAGCAUCAACAACAGGCUCAGGUGUACGGCAGCAGUCAGUACGCCCAGCAGCCACCGCAGCAAGUGCAGAUGUCGGUUCAAAGUAACAAGAAAAACGACAAGGACGACACUGAUGACCACUCGGCCGGCUGUGCUUGUUGCGCUUGCCUCAUGGCACUAGGGGACGCUGCUGAUGCCAUUGGGGAUGCUAUCACAUAG